AUGGAUUUGAACUCUAAUUUAUUGCAAAAUAAAUCAUCAGAUAUUAAUGUGUCUCAAAAUUAUGGGACUGACCCUCACUUAACAUUAAUCAACAAUAAACAGUCAUCUGCUUUAAGUGAGGAUAGGACUGAUUUUAAUUUAGGAUUGAAUAAUAAUGUUUAUGUCAGCAGUAUUAAUAAUGGGUAUUUCCAGACAAGGUUUAAAACAUUAAUUUACUAUUUACCUUGCACCGCAUGGAUAACUACAUAUGGUUGGUUGGAUUUUGUUCACGAUUUUGUAGCAGGAUUAUCCUUAGCUUCGUUUCAAAUCCCCCUAAGUAUUUCGUAUGCAUCAUCUUUAGCACAUGUAGAUUUACUAUCAGGUUUGUAUUCAUUGGGAGUUACACCUUUUGUGUAUGCUAUGUUUGGUUCAACUCCUUCGAUGAUUGUAGGCCCAGAAGCUGCCAUAUCUUUGGUAAUUGGUCAAAAUAUAGAAUCUAUAACAACUUAUAAUGAUAAGGUAACUGCUAUUCAAGUUACAACAGUUACAACUUUCCUAGUAGGUUUAAUUUUAUUUUUUUGUGGGAUAAUAAGAUUAGGGUUUAUGGGAUCAAUUUUGAGCAGGGCUCUUCUAAGAGGAUUUAUUGGUUCAGUCGGCUUUGUGAUGGUUCUUAAUUCAUUGAUUAUAGAACUGAAACUUAAUAAAUUAUUGAGAGAUGUCUCAGAUCAUUAUAAUACACCAUUUCAAAAAAUCAUUUUUUUAAUUAAAUAUGCCCCCGAAAAUUAUCAUAAACCAACAUUUAUUUUCAGUUUUAUUGUAUUAUUCAUUUUAUUAGUAUCAAGAGCUUUGAAAAAUAGAUUAGCGAAAAAAAUUAAAUGGAUUAUCUUUUUGCCAGAAAUUUUAUUAGUAAUUUCUGUGAUGUCUUUUAUUUCUUACUGUUAUGACUUCAAAAAAAGAUAUGGUAUGUCAAUUGUAGGUGAUUUUAAUACAAAUGGAUUUGAUGAAUUCAAGAAUCCAUUAUCAUCGAGCUAUAGGCAAUUAAUUCCAUCUUUGGGACAACUCUCUACUAUUGUAGCUACCCUUGGGUUUUUUGAAUCGAUCACUACCUCCAAGGGGUUGGGUGGUAUUAAUAAUUCUGUUGUAUCAUCAAAUAGAGAAUUAAUAGCAUUGGGCCUUAUGAAUUUGGUGGGUUCGGCCUUUGGUAUUUUACCAGCAUUUGGUGGCUAUGGAAGAUCCAAAAUAAACUUGAAAUCAGGUGCUAGAACUGUAAUAUCUGGGGUCUUUAUGGGGUUAAUAACGCUUUUAACUACAAAAUACUUUUUGCCAAUCAUUCAUUAUAUUCCAAACUGUAUUUUAGCUGUUACCACAACAUUGGUUGGAUUAACACUUCUGGAGGAUAUUUCAAAAGAUAUUUUAUUCCAUAUUCGUUGUUAUGGGUACAGUGAAUUGUUUGUUUUUUUUUUAACGAUAGUUUGCACUUUGUUCUGUUCUAUUGAAUUGGGAAUAAUUAUUGGCUGUAUGUAUUCUAUUGCAUCUAUUGUUAAGCAUUCUGCUAAAUCUAGGAUUCAAAUCUUAGCCAAAAUUGAAGGCACUAAUGACUUCAUUAAUGUUAUUGAAUGCAUGGAUGUUGUUGAUUAUGUUUCAGAUAUCACUUUGGAUAAUCUUGAAGGAUGUUUAUUAAUAAAAAUUACAGAGCCUCUUACUUUUACAAAUGCAGAGGACAUGAAGGACAGAUUAGAUAGAGUUAAACGGUUUGGUUCUAUAAAUGCACACCCAGGUUCUAAGGAAAUACGAGAACAAAAUAUUGACUAUGUCAUAUUUGAUCUUCACGGUAUGACUUAUAUUGAUUCUUCAGCAACACAAAUAUUAUAUGAAAUUAUAUGUAGAUAUCAAGAAGAGAAAUCAUUUGUAUUUUUAGUAAGAAUUCCAAAGAAAACUGUGAUAAGAGAAAGGCUUCAAGAAUCUGGUAUUUUUACUUUGUUAAUAACACAUUUAAACAUAUUAGAAACACCAAAUUUUCAGACUUUACCAUUUGAUCCAUUUUCUCUUAAUAGCGUUCAAGAGGCCUUGCUUUUGGUUACCACUAUUAAACAGCAUAUGAAUCAGUGUAGAGAAUCAAAUGAUGAUAAUAGUGUAUUAUCUAAAAUCUUGAUGAAUUCAAAUCUGGUUUAG
Molecule: messenger RNA, 2151 nt
Organism: Arxiozyma heterogenica
Lineage: Eukaryota; Fungi; Ascomycota; Saccharomycetes; Saccharomycetales; Saccharomycetaceae
Exons: 1
Coding region: 1-2151 (716 amino acids)
Biological process (GO): transmembrane transport
Cellular component (GO): plasma membrane
Molecular function (GO): sulfate transmembrane transporter activity
Source: RefSeq, a predicted model, not a curated record